This is a messenger RNA of Argentina anserina (silverweed cinquefoil), 1559 nucleotides long. RefSeq names its product glucosidase 2 subunit beta. Gene Ontology annotation, cellular component: glucosidase II complex. Bases 96 to 698 code for a protein of 200 amino acids. Gene Ontology annotation, molecular function: protein binding. The transcript has 6 exons. NCBI's taxonomy places the organism in Eukaryota, Viridiplantae, Streptophyta, Magnoliopsida, Rosales, Rosaceae. Gene Ontology annotation, biological process: N-glycan processing. The record is from RefSeq and is a predicted model, not a curated record.
UUGCUCCAUUGACCUUGACUGAGAGUAGCAUAACUCUCUCUCGGUCUCUUCUCAGUCCGCAAAGGGAUACAUUACGAGGAGUUUCCCCAACAGACAUGGAGACAAUCUUCUUCAUAUGCUCUCUCUUUCUCGUUUCGUCCUUCUCCUUGGCUCUCUCACUCUCCAACGCACCUCUUCUUAUUGGAGUUCAUCCACUCGAUGAGAAAUACUUUGCUCGAGAGGUGAUCAUGUGCAAGGACAACUCCAAGUCCUUCCCCAGAGACCGUCUCAAUGAUAAUUUCUGUGAUUGUGCUGAUGGAACCGACGAGCCUGGGACUUCUGCUUGUCCUACAGGCAAAUUUUAUUGUCGGAACAUUGGAACUACACCACAGUUCAUAUUUUCUUCUCGAGUCAAUGAUCGUAUUUGUGAUUGCUGUGAUGGUAGUGAUGAGAAUGAUGGUAGUCUCAAUUGUCCAAAUACAUGCAUCAUGGGCGGGAAUGUUGAGUACAAAACUGACCACCGGUUCUCUAGAGUUCAGGAUCUAGGGUCUGUUGACACAAAGUUAACCAAAAAUGGAGUCACUCUGGAUGACUUCAUCCAGAAGGUUAAAGGUUUUCUGAAGGUGAUAAUAAUCAUACAAUUAGUUAUUGCUAGUGUUUUUGUGGUUUGGCGGAUAUGCCAUUGUCGUGCCAGAACAAAACGAAGACGUCAUCGUUAGAAGUUGUAUACUGAAGUUCCGGCCAAAUCCUCGUGAAUUCCUCAAGAUAUGUUUAUGAAUUUCAAGAAAACAAAGUAAUGGAGGCUUUGUUGCUCCUUACAAGACUUAGAAGAGUAUUGAUCCACAAAUUUUGUUGAUGAGUUUUACCUUAUAGCAGCAUGUAUCUACAGACAUGGAUGUAUGUACAUGCAAUCACUAUCAGGAAAGUGAUGUAAUGAUCUGUAGAUUAGUACAGAAUUUGCCACGGGUGUUUGGUGGGGGGUGUUAAGUUGAAAUGCACUGAAACUGCUGUUUUAGUUUAGUUGCAACAUAGUAGUAGUAGAUUGUUAGUUACAACAUGUCAAAAAGAAAACAGCCAACUAUUUUCGACAUUCAAAAACUCCUUGUUGUCUUUCAACUCAUCAGAUUUCUCUUUCAUAUUUUCUUCAGGCUACCCCAUUACCAUAAGCAUGCAUCCUAUGAAAAUAAAUCCUAUCACCAGCAGUGGCGAGCGGCCACUGUCAACCGUUGUAGUUUCACCGGGCACUUCCCAGGGGGAUGUAUGCCUCCCGGGUUCAAUUAUAUCACAGAUUAUGUUUUUUUUUUCUUGAUUUUGUGUGAUAGAAAUGACAUUCUCAUUCAUAGACAUUAGACAAGAUGUAAAACUUUGAGGGUGAAUGAUAUCAGAAUAUGAUAUGGUGAAGUUAUGAGGUGAAGUUCUUAUGUUGUCCUGUUAGAGUAUAUGCAUGUGCCAUAUGCUCCACCUCACCUGCAAUUGCAAUGUGCAAAGAUCACAAUUGAAGCUUUUGGCAAAGUCAUUGUCGACCAUGAAAGCUAGUCGGGGAGGCAGAGGGAUAUAACUACAUGGGAAUAAACGCAUUG